This is a messenger RNA of Dothidotthia symphoricarpi CBS 119687, 1399 nucleotides long. RefSeq lists its product as uncharacterized. Bases 17 to 1399 code for a protein of 460 amino acids. Gene Ontology annotation, cellular component: membrane. The record is from RefSeq and is a predicted model, not a curated record. Gene Ontology annotation, molecular function: malate transmembrane transporter activity. Gene Ontology annotation, biological process: malate transmembrane transport. NCBI's taxonomy places the organism in Eukaryota, Fungi, Ascomycota, Dothideomycetes, Pleosporales, Dothidotthiaceae. The transcript is spliced from 3 exons.
CCCAGGGGAUAUAAGUAUGGAUGCGGAUGCGGAUGCGGAUGGAGAAGGGAGGAAAAGACUUAGUCUCCUCGAAAGAGUCCGCCAUUUUACUUGGACGUGGUUUUGCAUGACUAUGGCGACGGGGGGGCUUGCUAAUGUGCUUUACACUGUGCCCCUCCGUUUCCACGGCCUGUACGCCCUAGGCUGCGCCUUCUUCCUCCUCAACAUAGCGCUUUUCGUCUUCAACGUCGUCAUGAUCUCCUGCCGUUUCUACUUCUACCCCCGCACGUUCCGCGCGUCAUUUGUCCAUCCGACCGAAUCGCUCUUCAUCCCCGCCGCCAUCGUCAGCUUCGGCAUCAUCCUGAUCAACAUCACGCAGUACGGCGUCGGGAUGGCGGGGACGGGGAUGUGGUUGGAGCGGUGUAUGAUAGUGUUGUUUUGGUUUGAUUGUGGUCUUGCUGUUACGUUUUCCAUUGGGAUUUAUCUGACCAUCUGGUCAACAACAACCUACACCAUCUCGCAGAUGACGACUCUGUGGAUCUUCCCGGCGUAUCCUUUACUAAUCAUCGGCCCGCACGCAGGAAACCUCGCGCCCAAAGUCUCCAACCCAAACACAGCCCUCACCAUCAUCCUCGGCGGCUACACAAUCCAAGGUAUCGGCUUCCUCGUCUCGCUGAUGAUCUACGCAGCCUUCAUCUACCGGCUAAUGACGCAGAAGCUGCCCAAAGAGUCGCUGCGGCCCGGCAUGUUCGUCUCCGUGGGGCCAAGCGGGUUCACCAUCUCCGGCAUCAUAACAAUGGGCCAGCACCUCCCCUCCGUCGUGCCGAGCUCGUUCAUGGGCAACAACGGCGAGCUCGCGGGGCGCGUGGGCCUGAUCUGCGCGAAUUUCAUCGGGCUGUGGCUGUGGGGGCUCGCGCUGUGGUUUUUCUUCGUCAGCGUCGGCGCGCACUGGAGUUGUGCUGCGCGCGGGAAGAUGGACUUUGCCAUGACGUGGUAUUCGUUUGUAUUCCCCAAUACGGCGCUGACGACGGCUACGUUUGCGAUUGCGAGGGCGUUGGAUGGGAAUCGCGCGAUUGAGGUUGUGGGGUGUGUGAUGACGGGCGGGUUGGUGCUGAUGUGGGGGUUUGUCGUUGUGAUGAAUGUUAGGGCUGUGGUGGUGGGGCAGGUGCUUUGGCCGCAGAAACAGGAGGAUCGGACCGAGGGCGGGUGGAAGGAACAGAGUGCUGAAGCGCGGAGGAGGGCUGGGGAUGCGGAGGAGACUGUGGGGGAGAGGGCGUUGCAGUUGGUGAAGACGUUUAGUCGGAGGGGUGGAGGGGUGGGGAGUGUACAUGCGGAUAGAGGGACUGUGAAGAGAUCGCAGACGGAUAUAGGGCAGAUGAGGAGGCGGUGGAGUUCUGUGGGGAACGGGGGGAGGGCCUGA